GCAGUGUAGUAUGGUAUAUAAUUUAACAGAAUUGGGAAAUGUCGUUAUUCCAAUGCUUACCAAACAAACCAACCACCAAGGCCGAUCGACGUCCUUUUGACACAAGUAGUGAAUUGAGCGAGCAUUUCAGCUCAGGAAAGCAUUGAUACGGUGUUCUUUUAUGUCUAUAUUUAUUUAUUUUUAAUAGGGUCUCUUAUAGUCUAGUUGUGAAGCAUUUGUGUUUAGGCUGACAUUGUUGAAUCUAUAUAAAACUUAACGCUUCAAAAUGGCCUCGGAAACCUUCCCAGCUCCGUUCGUCGUAGAACAGAUGCAUCCCAUCAUUGUGCCUUCAUAUGCAGGAUGGUUUGAUAUGUCCAAGAUUCAUGACAUUGAACGAAAAUCGAAUCCAGAGUUUUUUAAUGGAAAAUCCCCUUUAAAGUCUCCAACUGUAUACAAAGAUUACAGAGAUUUCAUGAUAAACUCUUAUCGUUUGGAACCUACUGAAUACUUAACUGUUACUGCUUGUCGCCGAAACUUAGUGGGUGACGUAUGUGCUAUUAUUCGUGUACACGCAUUUUUAGAACAAUGGGGUCUUAUUAAUUACCAGGUGGAUCCAGAAACAAGACCUCCCUUUCGGCUUCCUCCAGUGUCUGGACAUGUACAAGCAAUCAACAACACACCCAUCUUGACUCAGGAAAUACUUUCGCAACAUAGAACGACCAAGCGCGAUAACGAAAAGCCUUUACCCAAGUUUUUAAAAGUGGAAGAGCGUUUGUAUGAUCCAAAAGAAGAAAAACUUAAAGUACGAGAUGAUACUCUAGAGAAAGAUCCAGAAUCCUCUUUGCUUCUUCACAAGACUUGCUACUCUUGCGGUGUUAAUUGCUCUCAAGCAUGGUACCAUAAUCUCAAAAAUAAAGAAUACACCGUCUGUCCUCAUUGUUACCAUCAAGGCCGUUUCGCAAACACAUAUACUUCUUCUGACUUUUUAUUUAUGGAAGGGGUUACCUUUGCUCAUGAUCGUGAUGCUCCAUGGACCGAGCAGGAAACACUCUUAUUGCUAGAAGGAAUCGAAGAAUAUGACGAUGAUUGGAAUCAAAUCUCUCUCCAUGUUGGUACACGUACAAAAGAACAGUGUUUAGUACACUUCUUACAACUCCCAAUUGAAGACCCCUAUAGAAAGGUUCAACAGGACGACUAUGGCCCUUUUCAAAAAGGAUUCUUACCAUUCAGAGAAACCGAAAAUCCCGUGUUGAGUACCUUGACCUUUUUAGCCUCUAUCGUCCAACAACAGACCAAAUCAAAUACCAUAGAAAACACAACCGAGAAACAUGAAUCCGAAACUUCUGAAAAGAAAGAUGAGAACUUAGAUUCUUCUUCAUCAAAUGCUUUGGAGAUUGCUGCACAUGCCGCGAUCAACGCUGCAGCUGAGAAAUCAAGAAUCAUAUCUACUUGUGAACGUCGACAUCUACGUCGUCUAGUUUUUCUUCUAAUUCAGUCUCAGCUUGAGAAAGUUGAAAUAAAAAUGAAGGUUUUAGAAGAACUGGAAAAAUUCUGUUCUUUGGAACUUUCUGAAUUGGAUGUCCGUGCUAAGAAACUUAUCCUUGAACGUCUUUCUACUAAAAAAAUGCUAUUGGAGGUCGAUUCUAAAUUAAAGAAUGCCCUGAGUCUUGGUGGAGAAGAAGGCUUAAAGGUUUUAGACGACAUAAUAAAUACGGAACAUGCAGAAGUACCGCUUACGUUUGAAUUGCCAGAGACAGGGAAGAUCUCUCCUCUAAGUGCUGAAAAUUUUGAAAAAUAUCACGUCAUUUCUUUGUAGUUAUAUUAUUAUGUUGUUUAAUUAAUUAAAGCUUUAGUGGGAACAUAACUGCGCCUGGCCAUCGUUUGCUUUUCUUAGUAGGGAAGUAGGGGUAAUAAGAAUUCAUACUCGUUCAAAUGGUUUUCGUAAUUAUACACUACAACCAUGCAUUAAACUAUUCUUUGGCCAUUCAUACCCACACGAUUCCCAACUCGUUUUGUUCGCGUUUCUAUAUGCAAUAGGAUGGUUCGCAAUAUACUCGGUUGUAGGAUACCCAGGUGGAUCACAUCCAAUAUGCAUGCUUUCAUCUUCAGGAUCCUGAUAUAUACGGAUGUAAUCAAUCGACAUAGUAGCUGGAAAAUGUAAAUCUCGAAAAUAGUAAUAAGCCCAGUUGUUUGAGAUACCCAGGUUGAAUACGAUGGACAUGGGUUCCUCGCUUAUCUGUCGGGCCCCAACGUUACCAUUAGGGCCAACAGCUGCUCCAAGCAUUGUCCAAGUGUGAUUCGGACCUACAAACCACGAUACAUAUCCGUCAAUUUCACCCGGCUUAUAGUCGAAGCCGUAAGUUUGGAAAGCCUUACGCUCAUACCAACUAUUAUUCAAAAUAGUUAUUCCGGAUAUUGCUUGCUGAAACGGACCUCCCACAUAAGAAUUCAUGUGGGUUACGCUUUGAUUGUGAAUGACCAAAUAAUCAUAAUUUGGAAGAUAAAACAUAUCAAAUGGAGCAAAUUGACUAGAUUGGGAAGCACUCCCGAUGUCAAACUCAUCAUUUGGGUUAAGCUUUUCAGUAGAUCCUUCAAGCGCAUCGAUCUCUGGUGCGCCACGGCCUAUACCAGGACUAGGAUGAUCUUCAUCAACACAUGUACAGCUAGACAGUUUUUGUCCCGGUAAAUAUGAUAUGCCAUCCCAUGAGGACUGAUUUGGUGUUAUUCCCGCGUCACACUGGGAAUAAGAAUAAGGCCAUACUCCAUCUGUUGUGGCCAUAUAACCGGGACGAGCAAGGUUACCAAUCGUCCAUAGACCAGGCCACAAACCAGCACGCUCACCGGAACCUCCAAGCGAAGCAGAUAUCUCUAUGAUGCCGCCUUUCCAACAAAGCUUAUUCCACGACUGGAGCAUACCGGACCUAAAAUUCAAAUUGUGAUUUGCAAAAGAAUCUAUUCUAAUAUCCAAUGUACCGUUGGCUGUAGUUAUUGCAUCUGGAUCGUACCAUUCCAAGUCAUUAGUGGCUGCAUAGUGUAAAUCGGCCGCCUCCCAGAAUUGGUCAUCUCCAGGAUAAAAACUCCUACCCGGCGUAUUAAAUUCAUCAGAAAACAUGAGCUUAUAUGUUUUUCCAUUUACACCAACUUUGGUUAGAGCGGAUUCAGGAGUAUCUGGAUCCACCAAAUCAGUUCGAGGAAAACGCAAAAGACCAAAUACAUGAUCAGUAAUUUGUUCAGCCAUGGCUGGAUUAUUUUCCUUUUUAGGAGAAACAUUUCCGGUGUAGGUCAGAGCUGGGAAAAUUAUAAAAAGCAAAAAGAAACCAAGUAAUAAAAGAAUCAGCGAUGCAAUAUCGCCCCAUCGAGACCAGCUAAAAGACUUUUUAUCUUGAUAAACACUGAGGACAGAAGAGUUUGGGUUGUGAAGAUCGUCAUCUUCCUCUUUGCAAUGAUAAAUCCAAUUAACAUCUAAGUACCCUAGUAAGGACGGGUUAAUGAUACUAUGGGCAUAUUCAGAACCUUUAAAACCUUCUCUGCUACUCGCAGAGGAAUUAAUGCCAUUAUUCACAUUUGAAAAGAAGGAGGGAUACCUGCUCAAUUCCUGUUGGUGAAGAAGGGAGUGUGAAAGAGCUUCGUUAGUUAUAGGCGGUUCUUCAGAAUGAAGAUAGCUAUUUACAUUGGGAAGAGAGCAAUUUUUCGAAGUAGUAGAAGUACUUUCUGAGAUAUUGAAUGACGAAGACCCAGAAUCCGAAGAAGAAUUAUUAGAAUGAUUUAACCAAAUGGGACUGAUGUAUACACUCUCAGGUUCUUUUGGUAGCUUCGCCUGAUCGGAGCUCAUUAUAAAAGAAUGAUCAAAAUAAUAAAGAAAGAAAAGAUAGUACUAUAUAGUCAACGAAAGAUAAGUAUGCAAGCUGGCGGUCCAACUAACUACGAGAAAAGAAGAACACAGUCUUUAGCUAUCGAAAAAAAUAAUAAUUCUUGAAUUGAACAAUACCAUAUAAAGAGUUAUUUCCGUAUAUUGAAAAACACGCAAUUCUUCCCCCAGCUCCGUGAAGCAAACGAGGUAAUGGUAGAUGAAGCAUUAUAAUGUUCAUGGGGAUCUUUCAUAAUCUCGAGACUAUUUUUUACUCAUUCACGUGUAAUAAGUUGAGCGACGGUCAGAAACAUACCAAGGGCAUUGCAUUCGAAUUAGGUCAUUUUCGGUCUUUUGUCAGUCAUUACCGUAUCAUCACUAAAAGCUCAUGCAUUCAAGCAAGUUAAUGAUUUUUAGAAGAAUUACACUCUUGCUUAAAAGCUCUUUCGUAUCGAUCACUAAAUUCUUGGUGGCCCACGGCCUCAUUUAAUUUGUGGUGGUCACCAUUCAAAUAGGAACGAUAAGC
Schizosaccharomyces octosporus yFS286 is the source of this 4352-nucleotide messenger RNA. RefSeq names its product SWI/SNF and RSC complex subunit Ssr2. The transcript has a single exon. Gene Ontology annotation, biological process: positive regulation of DNA-templated transcription. NCBI's taxonomy places the organism in Eukaryota, Fungi, Ascomycota, Schizosaccharomycetes, Schizosaccharomycetales, Schizosaccharomycetaceae. Gene Ontology annotation, molecular function: DNA binding; histone binding. Bases 266 to 1795 code for a protein of 509 amino acids. The record is from RefSeq and is a predicted model, not a curated record. Gene Ontology annotation, cellular component: SWI/SNF complex.